AUGUCUGAUCGGCCCCUGCACCAGCACAAGGGCUCCGACACUACACCUGAAGCCCACUCGCCCCCUCUCAAGCCUGCCUCUGAUCAAGGUUUCCGACAUCCUCUCCCAGGCACCGACUCGAUGUCUAAGUUCGAAGCUGGUGUCAAAACCGCGGCUACAUCAACUGGCCUAGUCGACCGUGGGAUUGAUCCGAUCGAUGAGCCGCAGCUUAGCAACCCGUCCAGUACCUUUGUUCGAGAGGACUGGAAUUCUAGGUACCAACCGCACAUUCACAACGGAUUCGCCGAUUCGCUUGCUCAGCUCUUCACUCACACCAAAGAGCCACAACGCGACAAGACGCUGAGGAGCUCUGUCUCCAAGCGCUCAGCUCCUCUCGAUGAGCCAGAGGCUCGCAACACACGCGCCCGAAUUAGUGAAGCUCCAGCGAACAAUACCAUCAUUGCAGGAUAUGAAGGCCCUCGUGUCUCUGCCGGCUUUGAUUUAGAGGCUGCCGAUCGUCCUCCUUCUACCGAAAAGUCACAGAACCGCGGCAAACGCGUCGAGACGGGUAAAAUUCCGGCGAUAAUCACCACUGCCCCAGUCACUCAUGGUGGUCGUAGAGUCAUGGACCUAUUAUUCCAUGAUGACCCUGCUGAGUUUGUAGCCACAGAGAAGUUUCUUCAGGCUCGCAAGGAAGUUAUCGGAGGACGUUCCCUGAUCUGGCAAAUGUCCCACCUUCCGGACGACAUAGGCCCUGAUGGCCCCGAGCGCUGGGUUCCUCCAUUUGAUGUCACGCAGGACUCCUGGCAAGAACGUCCUCGGGCUGGUAACGGUGGAGCAGACAAUGCCACUGCGCCGGUCACUCAAGACCCUCGAGGCUCCACGGUCCUCGACAGCCGUGCUACUUUGUUACUCAAGAACUUCCACAGUUAUCAGGAAAAUUUCGGCGACAUCCGGCCUCGGAAUUCCGUGGUUUCCAAGUAUCGUGCUAGGGGCGACAAGAUCGGGGACAAAGGCUCGGACGAUGACAUGACUUUGGCUCACCACACAUCCGUAGGUGCAGCAGCUGCCGCACGUAGGGCAGCUGGAGGCUCUGUCCUUAUUUCCAAAGCAUCUUAUGGUGGGAGUCACCCUGGCAAACACGUGUUCUCGGCCAUCAAGACCGCACAGCCAACCAAGAUUACAAAGCGGACCUCUCCGACAGAGCAACCGCCUUCCCUACUCGCGCCCCAGAAUAAUGACGUUGAGUCCGGCCCAAAGCGCCCAGCAUCUGUCUCUGACGUUCCUAUCACCAGCCGAACGAAGAAGAACGACAGUCCCUCCGGUACAAACGAUGCUACAUCUGCAUCUGGUCCAAACUCCAUUACCAAGGAACGGAAGAAGCACCCGACGUAUGAAGAGAACCAGGCGAUGCUCACCGCGUAUCUCAACAACUGGUCUUAUCUUCGAAUGGGCGAGGACGCCAGUUCCCGCCACGAUUAUGACCAGACCAAGCAACAUUUCAUGUACCUCAUUCGUAAGGGUAGAGUCGGCCCGCGUUACGAGCGUGAAGAUGGCGGACGCCGUUGGGUCACUCUUGAGUGGAUGCGGGAGUUUAAGGUUCCAGGUGACUGGGAGGAGCGGGAUGGGAAGGCGUGGGCUGCUCGUGGGCUGUUGCUGAAGAAGUGA
Messenger RNA from Didymosphaeria variabile, 1647 nucleotides. RefSeq lists its product as uncharacterized. Lineage: Eukaryota; Fungi; Ascomycota; Dothideomycetes; Pleosporales; Didymosphaeriaceae. Bases 1 to 1647 code for a protein of 548 amino acids. The transcript has a single exon. The record is from RefSeq and is a predicted model, not a curated record.